AGUGCUGCAGCCGGAGUAGACGCUGGCCCAGCAGGCAGGUGCGGCGGCGGCGGGGACCGACUCCGGGACUGCAGAGGUGUGCGCUCCGGGCACGAACCGUCACUCAGAAUAGCCAGGCACGAUGGGGAGGAAAAAAAUCCAGAUCUCACGCAUUCUAGACCAAAGGAACAGGCAGGUGACAUUCACCAAGCGCAAGUUCGGGCUGAUGAAGAAGGCUUAUGAGCUGAGCGUGCUUUGUGACUGCGACAUCGCGCUGAUUAUCUUCAACAGCGCGCAGCGCCUCUUCCAGUAUGCGAGCAGCGACAUGGACCGGGUGCUGCUCAAAUACACCGAGUACAGCGAACCGCAUGAGAGCCGGACCAACGCGGAUAUCCUGCAGACACUGAAGAGGAGGGGCGUGGGCCUGGAUGGGCCUGAGCUGGAGGUGGAGGAGGGGCCAGAGGGGCCCGAAGAGAAACUGCUGAGGACGCUGGGAGGCGACCGAGGCUCGGCUUCGCCCCUGCCUCGGAUCUAUCCGGUGACCCCUGCGAUGUCGGUCUCAGAACUGUCAUACCGGGUCCCACUCGCCCCGCCCGGCUGCGACCCUGGCGGGCUGGGGGAGGCCCCGUCUGUCCACAGCCGCCCGCCCCACUUUCGACCCCCAGGCCUGGGACACCCCAUCUUCUCUCCGAGCCACCUCGCCGGCAAGACGCCCCCACCUCUGUACCUGGCGACUGAUGGGCGGAGGCCAGAUCUGCCAGCAGGCCUGGUUGGGGCCCGAGGGGGACUGGGCACCUCGAGGAGCCUGUACCCCGGCCUGCAGAGCCCCGGCGCCGCCCCGGGCUCCGCUCUGGGUAGCUUUGCCUUCCUGCCACCAGGUCCCGCAGAUUGCAGCCCCGGAGACGCCGCUCCGCUCCCCCUGCAGCCCUCGCCCUGGCCCCCGACGAGGGACGCGGUGGACCCGGCCCGGCCAGGCAGCGCCCGCAGCCUGUGUGAGGAGGGUCCCCCCAGCCGAGUGGCCUCCCCUCCGACGCCGCCGGUCAGCAUCAAGUCCGAGCGUCUGUCCCCCACCACUGGGGCCUCCGGCGACUUCCCCAGGUCCUUCCCCUACCCCCUGCUCCUCGCCAGGCCCCUGGCGGAGCCACUGCGACCCGCAGCCUCCCUGCGCCGCUUGACCCCCGACGGCUGGCCGCGGUAGCGUGCAGAAGGCUCCUCCAGCCUCCACAGAGACCCCCGCAGUCUCGGGUUCCCUGCACAUAAACCCUUCCUGGGGCUGCUGCAUCAAUAAAGUCCACGGCUCCGGGAGGGCGCUGGGCAGCCCCCUCCCCGCCCCCAGAGCCUCCUGA
Peromyscus leucopus (white-footed mouse) is the source of this 1325-nucleotide messenger RNA. RefSeq names its product myocyte-specific enhancer factor 2B. The coding region runs from base 122 to 1177 and encodes 351 amino acids. The transcript has 9 exons. Gene Ontology annotation, biological process: positive regulation of transcription by RNA polymerase II. The record is from RefSeq and is a predicted model, not a curated record. NCBI's taxonomy places the organism in Eukaryota, Metazoa, Chordata, Mammalia, Rodentia, Cricetidae. Gene Ontology annotation, molecular function: DNA-binding transcription factor activity, RNA polymerase II-specific; protein dimerization activity; RNA polymerase II cis-regulatory region sequence-specific DNA binding.